Messenger RNA from Musca vetustissima, 5119 nucleotides. Its product is annotated as transmembrane channel-like protein. Gene Ontology annotation, cellular component: plasma membrane. Gene Ontology annotation, molecular function: mechanosensitive monoatomic ion channel activity. NCBI's taxonomy places the organism in Eukaryota, Metazoa, Arthropoda, Insecta, Diptera, Muscidae. The annotation marks the transcript as partial. The transcript is spliced from 10 exons. The record is from RefSeq and is a predicted model, not a curated record.
AAUGGCCGAGAAUUCACGUAAUUCAAAACUAUCAUCGAAAGACGAUGAAUGCACAUUUUCGUGGAAACUUUUUACUGGUUGGGAUUUUAUGAUUGGUCAUGCGGAAACUGCACAUAAUCGCAUUGCAUCUGUGGUAGUUGGUUUCAAGGAAGCUCUACUGGAGGAAGCUGAAAAGAAGAAGGAUACACGAAAUUGGCGUAUUAUAUUGCAACGAAUAGUUGUUAAUAUUUUGAUAAUUGCCCUGUUAGUCGCAUCCGGUGCUAUUGUUGUUUACUUAGUAAAUCGAUCAGAAGAUUUGGCGAAACGCGACGAUUGGUUAAGUAAAAAUGCUGUAAAUGUUACCAUGAAUUUACUUUCAUUUAUAUUGCCAAUGAUAUUUGAGGCGUUGGGGCUAUUCGAAAAUUGGCAUCCUCGUCAACAACUCCGCUUACAAUUGGCCAGAAUUAUGAUUUUGAAUUUACUCACCCUGUAUUCGUUGAUGUUUUCGUUCAUCUAUAAAAUCGACAAAAAAGAAGGGCCACUUGUCGAAAUGAAACUGCUAAAUGAUACUGCAACAGCUCAAUUGGAGGAUUUAAAUCGCAGAUGGGAAAUCUAUAAAAAUAUGACAGCCAAUUUGAAUGGCACUACGGAGCUGGCCACGACAACAGAAACGGUAAUGCUGACAACGGCCAAAGUGGCAACAAAACUCGUCUGUCGUAAUGUUACAAAAUACUGCACCAAACAAUGCCAGGGGAUCCAGGGACUUCCAACAACGGCAACAGCAGGAACAAUGGCCGCAGUGGCCACCACAACUUUGUUGCUCUUAAAUCUCACCACAACCACCAUGAUACCACCAACAGCAACGACAACAGCUUUGGUAACAAAUGCUACAAGUCCCAUUAUGACGACCACAACGGAGAUGAGUACCGAAGCAGAAACGACAUGGGCGAUAACAACUACCACCGAAGCCAGCACCACCGUAACACCAUCGGACACGACAUAUUCCAGCACAUUGGACAUCACGACUACAACACCACCUGCCAACAGUCCCUUAACAACUCAGGCUACAACUGAACCAACGACCGAAGAAACUACCAUCUCUACACCAGCAAUAACAUCAACGACAACAACCGAAUAUCCUGGAAAUGAUACACUCUUUGAAUAUUAUGAUUAUUUCGCGGGGAUGUCAUUGGAACACCAACUGGUCGAUGAUGAGCUGAACAAAGCCACUACAAGUGAAGAUAAAAAGAAAAGAGCGGCCAGAGCUCACAGGCGGAAAAAGAAAAAGAAGUCCCAUGCAACGACAGGAACAACUCCUUUGAAUGAAAUAUUCAAAACCACAGUGGAACCUUAUUCCAAUGUCAGUCCCGAACAAACACAGAGAAAAUCGAAAGGAAAAAAUAAAAUUUCUAGAAUCAAACGAGCCCAAAGUGAUCCGCCAUCCAGAUUAUUGCCUAGAUCAAAAUACAGUCGUAGGGAUUCCAGUGGUACGACAACAACAAUAAGCACAACUACACAAACCAAUGAAAUGACGACAUCAACCACAGAGGGCACAACAUUGGCCACAACAACCGAAGAUAAUACAACGCCAUAUCCCACAACACAGGACACCACAGCAGCGGACACCACAACAUCGACCGAUUUCAGUGCAUCAACGCCGCAAACCACUACUGCCAAGGAGAUACUUUGGGAAGAAAAUACGCUGCUCAAUGAAGUUUUAGAUUUCUUUACCACAAAUGCUACGACACCUAGACCCGGUGGAAAUACAAUUCGACCACAAGAAGAUCCAUUAAUCAAUGACUUGACGACCAAACCAUUCUUCGAAGAUGAUAGGACUGUUAUUUACAAUCUGGAAGAUAUGCCAAAUGGCACCAUGUAUGUUUGUUGGGACAUGGAGUGCACCCCAGAACUGGUGACAGAUGACGAUAAUCAAAACACUUCAUUGGACAUGAACAUUUCGCGACCCAUAACAAUGACAGAAGAGUUUGAGAAGAACUAUACGGAAAUUAUGAAAACUUUGAAAAGGGUCGAAUUAAGUUUGACCACAAUGUGUUGGGAAACAUCUUUGGGUCAGGAAUUGGCCAAAGUUGUGGUCCUUGAUGGGAUAACUGCUACAGUUUUGUCUCUGGUUAUGGAUUUUCUGCGAGCUCUAUUUGUCCGUUAUGUGAAUCGUAACUGGUGUUGGGACAUGGAAAAAACAUUUCCUCAGUAUGGUGAUUUUAAAAUAGCCGAAAAUAUUUUGGGUCUUAUAAAUAAUCAAGGUCAAGUGUGGAUGGGUAUAUUCUUUUCACCUGGUCUGGUGAUAAUAAAUCUUGUCAAAUUGGUGAUUAUGAUGUACUUUAGGUCAUGGAUUGUUCUAACCUGUAACGUGCCGCAUGAGGUUGUUUUUAAGGCAUCCAAAUCAAACAAUUUCUAUCUAUCUCUACUGCUAACAAUGUUAUUCCUUUGCGUACUGCCAGUGGCCUAUGCCAUUGUCUGGUUACGUCCAUCAUGGCAUUGUGGUCCCUAUUCAGCCUAUAAUACAACAUCGGAAUAUAUAACAACAAUAACAUUAAAUGCACUGCCAGAAGAUUUACACAAACCACUUCGUUAUAUGGCAUCGGCAAGUACUGUCAUCCCUUUGCUGCUGCUAUUGAUUUUGAUAAUUUAUUAUUUGGUCUCGCUGACGGGUGCCUUGCGUGAAGCCAAUCAAGAUUUGAAAACUCAAUUACAAAAGGAACGUGAAGAGGAACGUAAGAAAAUUUUCCAGGUACCGGAAAUUAAACCGGCUGAAAAUAGUACCACAACUAUGAGCAAUAGAUGGCGUAAAGUUUUGGAAGCCUCUUCACCGGUUUCACCCACGACACAGCCUGACUUUGAAAGUGAGGAAUAUAAGAAUCAGGCGAGAAAAGAAUUGAUUUCGCGCAUCAUGAAGAAAGCUUUACGCAAGGAUUCCGCCACUUCGGAUGAAGAAAUCUUUGCUAGGCAGCAUGGACGUGAUGAUGACACCGAUACUGAACACCACGACUCUUUGCCACACGAUGAAGAUGGCAACGAACGACGACCAGGGUUAUCAAAACUACAGGAAAUACGAAGAACCCGAAAACCUUCACUCGUGGAUAUUGUGCAAAUUGCAAAUAGCGAACGAGAACGUGUCAGAUCGCUAAGAAAGCAAGCAAUGGGUAAUGGUGGUAGGGGCAAAAGUAGAAACGAGAAAAACGAAAAGAAAUCCGAAGACAAUGAACAGGAUAAUAACAAUAAGGAGAAACAAGCAAUGGAUAAUGGGAACGAUCCGGAAAUUAAAACGAGAAUCAUAAAUGAGAGACGUCAAAGUUUAUUGCGUAAAAAGAAAGAAGAUGAGGCGAAUGGCCGGAAUAGAGAUAAACUUAAGGAACAUGGCGAAAAUCAUCAUCAAAAUGAAGAUGACCUAAAUGACAGCAAGGUGAAAGAGAAAAUUGGAGAUCAUGAAGAACAUAACGAAAAAGUCAGACGCAAGAGGAAAGAUGAGGACAAGAAUGGUAAAGAAUGUCACAAAAUUAAAGAAAAGACGAAUGGAGAUAACAAUAAAGACCAAAAGAAGCAUAAGAAGAAAGACGACACAAACAAUGUCAAAGAAAAGGACAGUGAUAGCAACAGCGAUGAAAAGAAACAUAAAAUACACGAAGACGAAUCAACAACUAAAGAAAACGUUAAUGAUAUGAACAAAGAAAAGAAAAGGAAAAAUGGUAAAGACAAAGAUUACCAGCAGCAAGAAGAAGAUAAAGAUAGACAAGAAUCACCAAAAGAAAACGGGAAAGGAAAACACAAGGGAAACGGCAAAGAAAAACAAAAAACCAAAGAGAAAGAUAAACGUUCCGAAAAUGAGAAAAACUUGGAUGAACAUGAAAUAGAAUAUCCAAAGGACAAAGGGAGUUCAACAGAUAAUACCAAAGACCUAGACAAAGGCGAGGAUACAACUGGCGAAAAAGAACACCUAAAAGUCAAUGCUCUUAUAAUCCCAGAAAAAGAGGCCGAGAAGGAAAAAGACAAAACUAAAGAAAUAAAACAACGGAUCUACGAAAGCUUUAGACGUAAGAAACGCGAAGGCAAAGAUAAAAAUGCCGCCUCUAAACAAAGUUCGCUUGAGAAAACCAGCGAGGAAGACAUCAAAGAGGAUGCGGAACCAACAAAAGACAAUAAAAAAAUAUUGCCACCCAAAAAAGAGAAAAAACUCAACUCACCACUCAACGAUGAGGAGCAAUUGUCGUACAAAAUCGUUGAUGAAAAAUCGCCCAAAUUGCACGAGGACAAGCAGUCAACGCCUCCAAUGUUGGAACAAUUACACAAUCUUGGCGGGAAGCUAAAAUUCAAACGUCACAAAGCAAAACCAUCCACCGAACCAGAAGUAUUUAAAUUUGACGCAGAAAAGCUGAGCAAAGAUGCAGAUAUUGCCACUACCCCAACGUGGCAACAUUUGGAGGCAGAAUUGCAAUCACCACGUCCGAUCGAAGAUGUCACCACCACCGGCAAUAAACAUCAUUUGGGAUCGGAAAAGUUUGCCAAUCUCUCAAGGCAAAGUCGUAAAAAAAUUGGAUCAUUUUUGACUCUAAUGAAAGAUGCAGUCAGCCGCCCAGACACUGAACAACAUUCCGAUACCGCCAUUGAGAUACCAUCGACACCACAACUUGAAGUUUCAUCGGCUAUUAAUCAGGCCAUCAUGCUUCCAGUAGCUAUGCACACUGCAGAACCCACAACGAAUAUUCCAGCUGUCAGCAGCUCUGAAUUAAGCACACCUAAAAAUCCCUCCACCGCCACCAUUGACAGUAUUCAACCCUAUAUAAUGCCUCGAGCACCCCUUGAAAUGCCCGAAGAUAUUGAUCCACCAAGCUAUAAUAAUCUAAUGAUGUCUGGCAGUGAAACGCACAUUAUCUCCGCUAGAGAUCCUGAAGAAUUAGAUAAACCUGGACCCAUAAUAUUCCAACAACGUGCCAUAUCUCAGCGUAGACAACCGAUACGGCAAGAUUCGCAGUCAUCUAAUUGGUCAGCCGAAAAUAUUCCAAUAAUUACCAUAAGUACUACACCGGAGAUUGAAGAACAACCUAAAACGCCAGAAGUGCCUACGACACCACGUGCCGAACCUAAAGUUAAUGUCAUUAAAAUCAAUAUCGAACAUGAUAUUUAA